CCUGACUUGCAGCCGCCGGUAUACUCCUCCCCUUUCUGAUGGCGGGUUACUUUCCAAGUUGCCCGUGUUUAUGGUUAUCAUCAACAAUCCUGGUAAUAAUGUUACAGCAAUCAUGGGCUAUUACAACUGCAUCAUCAGAAAUCAAGAUACUGAGUCAAACGCUACUUGAAACAGCAAGAGAACCAGAAUUUUUCAAUUGGAUGAAAACAAUCAGAAGAAAGAUCCAUCAAUAUCCAGAGCUAGCAUUCGAAGAGCAUAAAACAAGUGAACUCAUUAGAUCAGAACUCGAUUCACUUGGAAUCACUUACUCUUGGCCAAUCGCUAAAACUGGCGUAGUGGGGUCUGUCGGGUCUGGUUUAACCCCAUUGUUUUCACUCAGAGCAGAUAUGGAUGCUCUACCACUGCAAGAAUUAGUGGACUGGGAGUAUAAGAGCAAGAACGAUGGGAAGAUGCAUGCCUGCGGCCAUGAUGUCCAUGUGACCAUGCUUCUUGGAGCAGCUAAGUUGCUUCAGCACUGGAGAGACAAACUGAAGGGAACGGUGAAGCUCGUUUUUCAACCAGGAGAAGAAGGUCGUGCAGGAGCAUACCAUAUGCUAAAAGAGGGCGCCCUUGCAAAUGUUUCGGCCAUUGUCGGUUUACAUGUUGACCCUUACUUGCCAACUGGAACAAUUGCUUCAAGACCUGGUCCACUUCUUGCAGGUUCCGGAAGGUUCAAAGCGACAAUUCAAGGGAAAGGUGGACAUGCUGCAACACCACACACUACCCAAGAUCCAGUUCUAGCGGCAUCUUUCGCAAUUCUUGCACUCCAGAAUAUUGUGUCUCGAGAAACUAAUCCACUUCAAAGCGCAGUGGUUUCAGUUGGGCUCAUCAGGGCUGGCCAAGCAGGAAACGUAAUCCCAGAAUCUGUCAAUUUUGGAGGCACCUAUAGAAGCUUGACCACUGAAGGUUUCUCAUAUCUACGCCAACGAAUCAAAGAGGUGCUACAAGAUCAGGCAAUCGUACAUCGGUGCACGGCAACUGUAGACUUCAUGGAGGAUACACUAGUACCGUACCCACCUACUGUGAAUGAAGAAACUAUGUACAAGCUUGCAAAGAAAGUCGGGACUGAACUCCUUGGUGAACCAAAUGUAUACCUAUCUCCGAUGAGUAUGGGAGCAGAAGACUUCAGCUUUUACUCACAGAGGAUGCCAGCCGCAUUUUUCAGUGUAGGAACUAAUAAUGAUACCACAAACUCAGUUAAGGGGUUGCACUCACCACACUUCACCGUCGAUGAAGAGGUUCUUCCCAUUGGAGCAGCUUUCCAUGCUGCAGUAGCUAUGACUUACUUGAAUAUCCAUGCUGUUUAAGACAUAUAUCUGUAACUUGGGGGUUUUCACUGUUGGAAGCUUAAUAACAGGAAAUUGGCUAGAAGUAUAUGUCUUGUGCUUAUGCCCAGCUCUGAUAUUUUGGCAAGUACCCAGACACUUUGUCAACUCCAUUUGUGAAAACUUGA
This is a messenger RNA of Papaver somniferum (opium poppy), 1492 nucleotides long. Its product is annotated as IAA-amino acid hydrolase ILR1-like 3. The coding region runs from base 39 to 1346 and encodes 435 amino acids. NCBI's taxonomy places the organism in Eukaryota, Viridiplantae, Streptophyta, Magnoliopsida, Ranunculales, Papaveraceae. Gene Ontology annotation, biological process: auxin metabolic process. The transcript has 5 exons. Gene Ontology annotation, molecular function: IAA-Ala conjugate hydrolase activity. The record is from RefSeq and is a predicted model, not a curated record. Gene Ontology annotation, cellular component: endoplasmic reticulum.